Molecule: messenger RNA, 1890 nt
Organism: Pelodiscus sinensis (Chinese soft-shelled turtle)
Lineage: Eukaryota; Metazoa; Chordata; Testudines; Trionychidae
Source: RefSeq, a predicted model, not a curated record
UCUGAGCGCUGCCUUUGCAGAUGCAUGUAGCACCAGGGGCUCUCACCAUGUGCUCAGGCUUGUCCUUGCUUUUGGACAGUUCCAGCUGCAACCACCCACCCCCUUUUUAAAAAACAACUGUUUUAUUUUUCCCUAGGAAACUUCAGCAGCUGGAUCUAAAGGCCAGAAAUUGGGAUCCAUUCUGCAGAUCAUCACCUGAGAGUCUUUUCUCCAUCCAAUGAAAACCUGCUAAGAAAUGGUCCUGCUCCUUGUACCUGUCCAAAUUCCCAGACAGGAAAGAACUGACCUGGGUAUGAGGAGAGCAGCUGAGUUGGCUUUCCAAGAGGAUGUCUGUCCAUGAAGAGCUAGAGGGCAAGUUUUCAGCCACCACCACCAUGGCCACGGAGGCAAAUGAAGGAAGCCCAUUCCAAAUCAACCCCAAUAUUUCCUACAAUGCCACCUGGGACAGUGCUCCAGCUGCCAGUUUGAUGGAGGACAUGAUAGCAACUUGCACUAUUGGAACCAUCCUCUCCAUCAUGUGCGUGAUCGGUGUGACGGGCAAUGUCUACACCCUGGUGGUGAUGUGCCAUUACCUGAGGUAUUCUGCCUCAAUGUACAUUUACAUCAUCAACCUUGCCUUGGCAGACCUGCUCUACCUGCUCACCAUCCCUUUCAUCGUUGGGACGUACUUCCUACAGGAAUGGUACUUUGGAGAUGUCGGCUGCCGCAUCUUGUUCAGCCUGGAUUUCCUCACCAUGCACGCCAGCAUCUUCACCCUGACAGUCAUGAGCACAGAGCGCUACUUUGCGGUGCUGAAGCCCCUGGACACUGUGAAGAGGUCCAAAAGCUACCGGAAAGCCAUUGCUAUCCUUAUCUGGGUGGUGUCUCUGCUGCUCACGCUCCCGAUGCUCAUCAUGAUCCAACUGGUGCAAAGAGACAGCAAAAGCAUCUGCCUGCCCACCUGGAGCAAGCUAUCCUACAAAAUCUACCUGACCAUCCUCUUCUGUACCAGCAUUGUGGGUCCCGGGGUGAUCAUUGGGUACCUUUACAUUAGACUAGCCAGGACCUACUGGGUGUCCCAAACAGCCUCUUUCAAACAGACAAAGCGGCUGCCUAACCAAAAAGUGCUAUAUCUCAUUUUCACCAUCGUGCUGGUCUUCUGGGCUUGCUUCUUGCCCUUCUGGAUUUGGCAACUCCUCUUCCAAUAUUAUGAAUCCUUCCCGUUGUCCCCCAAGGCGAUGAGGAACAUUAACUACCUGACAACCUGCCUGACCUACAGCAACAGCUGCAUUAACCCUUUCCUCUACACUCUGCUGACCAAAAACUACAAAGAAUACUUGAGGAACAGGCAGCGCUCUUUCAAUAGCAGCAGUGGCUACUUCCAGAGGAGGAAUCGAUUUCAGAGGAUUUCUGGGAGAUCCCUUUCCACGAGCAGUCAGCAUUGCACAGAGACCUAUGUGCUCACUCAUGUCCCUGCAGGAACCAACAGUGCCUGAAAGAAAAACACACCUCCAAGGGAAUCACCGUUAUUCAUUUCAGUGCUGAGUUUCUUGAAAGUGCAACAUGGGAAAGGCAAAGUCUUAGCAGAUUCAGAAUGUGUUAAAAUUGGGCAGAAAUUGUGCUGUCGCUCUCUGCACUCGCUUAUAUCCAGCACCAUUGAUUUGGUUGCUCACUCAAAGCUUUUCACUUUUUUCAUUUUUUUCCCUAUGCUAUGUUGGUGUAUUUCUCCCCCUGAAGCUGUAAUGAGACCCUGUAAUACUGGCACUUUUUAAAAUGAUCUCAGCUGUCACACAACAUUUAAAAUUAAGUUAUUGAAGUAUUGACUUAUUUUACUGUUGUUCUAAAAACACAAAUGCUGGGCUUGAGGAGCCAGGCUGUACAGCAAGUGAAAGCAGCGAAAUUAAAGAAAAA